Molecule: messenger RNA, 1451 nt
Organism: Diospyros lotus (date-plum)
Lineage: Eukaryota; Viridiplantae; Streptophyta; Magnoliopsida; Ericales; Ebenaceae
Product: DNA polymerase II subunit B3-1
Exons: 4
Coding region: 60-962 (300 amino acids)
Biological process (GO): regulation of DNA-templated transcription
Cellular component (GO): nucleus
Molecular function (GO): protein heterodimerization activity
Source: RefSeq, a predicted model, not a curated record
UGCCCUGACGCUGAUUGAGGGGGUUAGAGAGAGAGAGAGAGAGAGAGAGCGAGGGAGAGAUGGCGAAGGCCAAACGGAAAGAAGAUGAAACCGGGAGAGGAAAGAAGAGGAAAACAAUGGAAGAUCAGAGCAAGGUGCAGGUGCAGAGUAAGAAUAAGAACAGAAAGAGUAGUAAAAGUGUCAGUAAUGGCGUAAAAGAUCAGAUAAUCGAGGACGAUGAGCCGGAAGUUCUGGUCGCACCGAAUUCGAGUUCUGACUCUGAAAACGACCAGGAAGACGAAUUUGCUCGAGUUGAAGAUACCGAGGGCGAGGAAGAAGAAGAAGAGAGCGCUGAGGCAGCGAGGCAGCAACGAGAUGGGAACGAGAAGAAGAAGAGGAAGAAGAAGAAGGGGGAUACGGAUAAGAAUGAUAAAAAGAAGAAUAAGAAGAAGAAGAAGAAGGGGGAGACGGACAAGAAUGAGAAGGAGAAGAAGAAGAAAAGGGACACGGAUAAGAAUGAGAAGAAGAAGAAGAAGAAGAAAGGGGAUACGGAAAAGAAUGAGAAGAAGAAGAAAGGGGACACGGAAAAGAAUGAGAAAAAGAAGAAGAAGGGGGACACGGAUAAGAUUGAUAAGAAGAAGAAUAAGAAGAAGCAGAAGGAUAAGGAUAGCAAUGCGGAGAAUGAGAUUGAUUGUGCAUUUCCUAUGAGCCGUGUCGGUAGGAUGAUAAAGAGCGAGGAUCCUGAUAUUCGCAUAUUCAACGACGCCAUUUUUCUCAUCAACAAAGCUUCGGUAAAGUUUCUUGAAUUAUUUUGUAGGGAAGCAUAUGCUUGUGCUUUUCUGGAUCGUAAGAAUCAACUCGAGUACAAGCAUCUAUCAUCGGUUGUUGGUAAGAGAAAGAGAUUUGACUUCCUUUCAGAUUUUGUUCCCCAAAAAGUGAAGGCUGAGGAUGCUUUGGCGGAGGUUUCAUCUGCUGGGACUUAAAAAGGCUAUGUUUCUCAAGGUGCAUAUUCCGUGGGCCCUUAAGCCUGAUCUUAGGAUCCCUUAGCCUAGUUUUGGUCUUCUCCGGGCUGGGGGAGUAGGAUGCCACGACAACCUCUGGGUUAGGAUGUCUCUUCUUUUCUUUAAGGAGCCAUGGAUAAAUCACCUGAGAGCUCAUCAGCUAGCUUACGAGUUCAUCCUCGAACUCAUCAUCGGGUGUCUUCUUUAUGCAAGGAUGGGCGCAGUUUGGAGAGGAUAUUAAAUACAUUAGAAAAGGCCUAAGAAAGCAACCGUGCUCUUCAAUUUUUCUCUUGUAAAUUGCAUAUGUAUGUAUCUCUACUAAGUGGAAACUAAUGGGUCAUAGGAAUUGCUUCUCAGGCUUGGCUCCUUGAAGCAUUGUUAUAGGGCUACCUUAUGUUGAAAUGCCACGAUUUUAACUGAGUUGCUGCUGCUGCUUCAGAUUCAGAUUCGAGAAUCUUCUCUUUGAACAAA